UCAGUAGAAAAAAACCUGCAAUUACUGUAAUAACUGAUUUGUCCGAUAUUCUUACAUUAUAACGUAUAUUUCAAUAAUAUUUAGCCAUCUAAUAUUGAAUUAUUCGUGUCAGUCCGAUUCAUCAUCACAAUUUUUUUAGCACCCCCCGUCUGAUGUUCAACACCUUCAAAACUCCACCAAAAUGAGUCGCAAAAAUCUAGUAUUCGACGAAAAACUAAACCUUGAAAAAAUAAGACAACUGAUCGAAAAAAAAGGCAUAGAUAUAAACGCAACUGUGACAUAUUGCGAGGAAAAAGGCUGGACAUUUCUUCACGUAGCUGUGGACACCUCCAACGAAGAAUUGCUUGACUACUUGCUUGACAACAAAGCUAACCUGAAUGUUAACAACGAAAACUGGGGGACUCCUCUCCAUAUCGCCGUAACACGUGACAACAUGAGAGUGGUUGAAAAGCUGAUCGACCAUGGUGCUGAUGUGAAUAGUCCAAAAGGAUCCUAUGUCUGGACACCUUUGCAUGUGGCGAUUGAAGCCCUCCGAGAAGAAGCAGCCAAACUUCUGGUCAGAAAAGGUGCUGAUGUGAACAUACCUUGUGAUGAUGCGAUUAGAACAGGCUGCACGCCAUUUCACGUCGCUAUUGAGACGAAUCGUGAGAAACUGAUUGAGUUUCUUCUGAAAAACAAAGCUGACGUCAACACCAAGUUGAAAUUGUUUAGCUGGCCGAUUUUCUCCGCUACUACUUUAGGGAACCCGAAAAUUGUCAGAAGUCUGAUUGACCAUGGAGCCAGUAUCAACCUGCCUGUUGAUGAUCAGGAUUCGCCUUAUUUUUCCUUCACUCCUUUGCACAUCGCUGCUACCUUUAAGCACAGUAAGGUUGUCAGAGUCCUGAUGGACUACGACGUUGACAUUGAUGCUGUCACUAAUCAGGGUGAUACUGCCCUCCAUCUUGCCCUUCUGCGCCCCAACGAGGCUGUUGUCAAGCAGCUUCUCAUUGCUGGUAUCAACGUAAAUAUUCUUAACAAUGAAAAUAAGAUUGCGAUUAAUUAUUGCGAUGAAGAUUCGAUUUUCAAAAUGGUCAAGGAACAUAUUGUAAAGCUUAAGGCGGCAAAAGUGUGGAUUCAUAAGAAGAAUAUUAAUAUAAUUCUCAAAGAUACGGAACUAAAGGAACUGUGGAAGAAGUGUCUUGAAGAAAUUGAAGGGAUGAAGGUUGCCAAAAUUGGAGCUGUUACCUUUUUUGAUGUUUUGAAUGAUCAUGGACGUGAGUUGGAGGUUUAUACUGAGAAUUCUGAAGACGUUGCGGCGGUUUUGGAUGCUGGGGUGGGAAAGAUGUUUCCUUUGUAUGCUGAUAUUUUGGAGAGUCGUUUGAAAGGGAAGUAUAGAGGAAAGAUGGUUAAGUGUGAGUGAAAUUAUAUUUUGAGAAUUAAUAAAUGGUAUUUGUGAUAUUUUUGGGAAA
Messenger RNA from Cotesia glomerata, 1448 nucleotides. Its product is annotated as ankyrin-1-like. Lineage: Eukaryota; Metazoa; Arthropoda; Insecta; Hymenoptera; Braconidae. Gene Ontology annotation, molecular function: protein binding. The record is from RefSeq and is a predicted model, not a curated record. Bases 182 to 1399 code for a protein of 405 amino acids. The transcript has 2 exons.